AUGAGCAGCCCCAAGAAGGAGCUCAUCCCCGCGACCGACGCCGACACGGAACACCUGCGCUACUUCCUGGGCGCAAUGCCGUUCGCAGGCGACACGUUUGCGCCGCACUGCAAGGCGGUCGCGUACGAGCCUCUCCCGCCCGUGAACGCCCGGGGCGGACGAGACUGUGAGGGGUGGACGUGUGUGUACGAGGCGGUCGUUCAGGACAACUGGCUCAACGGCGGACAGGGCCUGCACGGCGCCGCCGCCGCCUGGCUCCUCGACAUGUUCACAGGUACCUCUCUCCACCGCCUCGGCACGGACAACUGGUCUCCGUGGGGACCCAGCAUCAACUUUGAGAUCAACUUCUACAACCCCGCGCCGGCAGGGACGGUGCUUCGGUGCGAGACGAUCAUCGACCGCGCCGGCGGCGCUGUCAGCACCGUUCUCUGCCUUAUGAGCGACAAGAAGACGGGAAGGCGCAUCCUGACCGGCGUGCAUACGACGCAGCGGCCGAAGGGCGGCGCGUUUGGCAAGGUCGGCGCCAAGUUCAACAUGAAGGCGGCGCAGACGGCGACUGCCAAGCUCUAG
This is a messenger RNA of Trichosporon asahii var. asahii CBS 2479, 570 nucleotides long. RefSeq lists its product as uncharacterized. Gene Ontology annotation, molecular function: fatty acyl-CoA hydrolase activity. NCBI's taxonomy places the organism in Eukaryota, Fungi, Basidiomycota, Tremellomycetes, Trichosporonales, Trichosporonaceae. Bases 1 to 570 code for a protein of 189 amino acids. The transcript is spliced from 2 exons. The record is from RefSeq and is a predicted model, not a curated record.